Molecule: messenger RNA, 477 nt
Organism: Cyphellophora attinorum
Lineage: Eukaryota; Fungi; Ascomycota; Eurotiomycetes; Chaetothyriales; Cyphellophoraceae
Product: 60S ribosomal protein L21-A
Exons: 3
Coding region: 1-477 (158 amino acids)
Biological process (GO): translation
Cellular component (GO): ribosome; cytosolic large ribosomal subunit
Molecular function (GO): structural constituent of ribosome
Source: RefSeq, a predicted model, not a curated record
AUGGGUCACGCCGCCGGUCUCCGCGCGGGCACGCGCUAUGCGUUCUCUCGCGACUUCCGAAAGAAGGGUAUGAUCAAGCUCAGCACGUUCAUGAAGACCUACAAAGUCGGGGACAUAGUCGACAUUAAGAACAACGGCGCGCAGCAAAAAGGCAUGGCCCACAAGGUCUACCACGGCAAAACCGGCGUCGUCUACAAUGUCACCAAGUCCGCGGUCGGCGUUAUCGUCUACAAGAAGGUCGGCAACCGCUAUCUCGAGAAGCGCAUCAACGUUCGCCUCGAACAUAUCAACCACUCUCGCUCGCGCGAGGAGUUCAUCUCACGAGUCAAGAACAACGCGAAGCGGAGAAAGGAGGCCAAGGCGGCGGGAGAGACAGUGCAGUUGAAGAGAUUGCCGGUUAUGCCGAGGGAGGCGAGGACGGUUGAGAUUAAGGAUGUCGAGAGUUUGGCGCCGCAGGCUUAUGAUACGCAUAUCUAG